This is a messenger RNA of Geodia barretti, 234 nucleotides long. Lineage: Eukaryota; Metazoa; Porifera; Demospongiae; Tetractinellida; Geodiidae. The record is from the annotation of a GenBank genome assembly.
GAGGCUGGUCAUGUGACUCUGACUCUAUCAGUGGAGGGAGACUCUGUCAUUAACAAUUCAAUUGUCAUCUACACCACCUCUGACACCAAUAACACAGCUCAAGAAGAUGAAGAUUUCAAUAAAACUGUAAAGAUUGUGGAAAUUCGGCCAAACGACACUCUAAUCACUGUCACCGUCCCUAUCGUUAACGAUGCAAUUGACGAAGGAGUAGAAAUAUUUUCCGUUGCCACGUCG